CUAUUAGCUUUUGUUCUUAAAUCUCCCCCGCUGAAUAAAACAUGAUUUACUUAGCGUGACAUCUUGACAUGACUGGAUUCUGGUCAGAAUACAGAAUAACGGACUGAAGCGAAAGACUUCCGUUCGUUCCACCAAGACGGACAACUUGUUAAACAUUCCACAAUUUAACGUCGUAGGUGCGAUGUCGUCAAUUCAUGGUUGGUUAAGAGUUGUUUAGAAUUAAGAUAUUCGAUUAUUCACGAAUACUUUCAGUUGAUUAUUACCAAGUCAAAUGACAUCGCUUGGCAUGGACAGGGACGCUGGGAGACUCAGGUGUUCAGAAGGUGUCUCUGUACAGUACGGACCGAAAGAUAAAUCAAAACCAUCAAUGAAGCCUCCACAUAGAAAAGACUCCUGGAUUUACAGAACAUUUAAGAAAAGAUCUUGCGUUCAAUUUAUUCCCUCGGGGAAGGAAACAAGACGUUGCUGCUGCGGUCUUCUGGACAAAGAUCAUCAAGGUGGGGCUACCCGCGGGAUUCCAGGCGGUGAUGUGAAGUGGAGUGUGACAAGCCAUACAGAAGAACAACCAACGAACGCUUAUGGUGAAGUGGAAUUCACAGGAGCUGGGUUAGCAAGCAGAGCUAAGUUUAUUCGUAUCGCUCAUGAUACUGAUCCAGAGAAGAUUCUUUGCCUCUUGAGAGAAGAAUGGAGACUAGAUUUGCCCAAACUGCUCAUCUCUGUCACCGGCGGAGCUAAGAACUUUGUUCUACAUCCCAAGUUAAAGUACGUGUUACGGCAAGGAUUGCUGAAGGCAGCCCAGACCACAGGUGCAUGGAUCAUCACAGGUGGAACAAACACUGGCGUGAUGCGUCACGUUGGGGAAGCAGUAAAAGGUCACACAGUCAUGUCACGUGGGGCACUGCUGUCGAAAGACAAAGCAUCUCAGCUUCAUCUUAUAGGUAUCGCUACCUGGGGGAUUGUGGAUCACAGAGAGGAUUUGAUCAACAGCCAGGGAGUUGUCACGUAUCACAUGACUCCUAGCCUACUGUCAGAGGGAGCGUGUCUCGAUAACAACCAUUCGCACUUCAUCCUGGUGGACGAUGGGACGGUGGGAAAGUAUGGAGGAGAAAUCCCUUUCCGGGCAAGUCUUCAGAAUUGUAUAACAACAAAAAAAAUUGCAAAAAGUAAAUCUCACGGAAUCCCGGUGGUUCUUCUCGUUCUCGAGGGAGGACCAAACACAAUCCAAACAGUGUUGGAAUCUGUCACGAGCAACCCAGCCGUGCCCGUCGUCAUUGCCGAGGGCAGCGGACGAGCUGCUGACAUCUUAGCGCAUGCUCAUGGGAUUGUCACUUCGAAUGACGGAACUGAUAUGGAGGACAUGUCUGAAGUGGUUGAACAUCAACAACUUCGUAUGAAGAUCCAGAAAGCCUUCCCAGAGUGCAACGAGGAGAAGUGCACUGCUCUUUAUCAUGACGUGCUCAAAUGCGUGGGAAAUAAGAGAUAUAUUACAAUAUUUCGCAUGGACGAGGAUGGGAUUGACAUUGACAUAGCCAUACUUAAGGCUUUACUCAAAGCUCAACAUGCGUCUGCCGCUGACCAGUUGAGCUUGGCCUUAAUAUGGAACCGGGCCGAUAUCGCCAGUACUGAGAUCUUCAAAGAAGACCAAAAAUGGAAGAUGAAAUCUUUGGAGGAUGCAAUGAUGGAUGCCCUAGUCAACAACCGUGUCGAGUUUGUCAAACUUCUCUUGGAGAAUGGCGUCAGUAUGAGCAGAUUCUUGACAACAACUCGGCUGGAGGAAUUAUACAAGGCGAGAUGGAGGUCGUCAUCCAAUGCUGUGUUGAGACAGCUGAUCGGGAAUGGAAAGAUCGACACUGAUCAUUUUGACUUGUCCGAUGUUGACAAUGUUAUUCGGCGACUAUUAGGAAUAGCUUACAAAGGACACAGAGAGAAGAACGCUAUAACAAAGGGUCUUGACAUUUCUAACCAGAUGAUGUUUGUCAGAGGACACACAGACAACAUAGCUCACGUGAAUUAUCCUUAUAACGAGCUGCUGUUGUGGUCUGUGCUAUGCAAUAUGCGAAAAAUGGCGCUCUUCAUGUGGGAGUGUGGUGAUGAGCAUCUGGUGCGGGCGCUGGUGGCGGGAAAAAUGUUCAACGGCAUGGCCAAGGUUACUGAACGUGAUGACGCAUACGCUGACAUCACUGAUGCACUUAAUGCGCAUGUGGAAGAAUUCAAACGACUGGCACUGGGUUUGCUAGAUAAAUGUUUUCAAGAAAAUGAAGAGCUUACCCAAAUGCUCCUGACAUAUCACCUAGAGAACUGGGGUGGACAAACAUGUCUUUCACUUGCUGUCGCCAUCGAACACGAAGAAUUUCUAGCACACAGUAGUUGCCAGGCUCUUCUCACUGAUAUAUGGACAGGAGCCAUGAAGAAUACGCACAGGUCUUCUAUCAAGACAAUGCUUGGAAUCCUCAUACCUCCGACGAUAUUUUUGCUGGAGUUCAAAACAAAACAGGAGCUAUCGUCCAUGCCCGUUACAAUGGAAGAACAUGAACAAGAGUUAGCUGAGGAGGGAGAAUGCGAUGAGGUUCAAGACGAUGAAGAAAACCUAAGCUACAGAAGAAGCCGAGCAAUAACGGACGAUGGGAGGGCACUAGAAAUGAGUGUGCUCUCUUCGAAGUCACGUGAGUUGCUCUGGGUAUCCACGUACCAUAAGUGUAGACAAGAGACUCGUGUGGUGAAACUGCGAUGGGCGAGGAAGAUCUUAGAGUUCUACAAAGCACCUGUUACUAAGUUUUGGUCUAACGCGUUCGCUUAUAUGGCGUUCUUGAUGCUGUUUAGUUUUGUUAUCCUCGUAAAAGCUGACAAAAUUCCUUCCAUCAGUGAAAUGGUGCUUAUCAUUUUUGUUUGUACACUAUGUACGGAAGAAAUCAGACAGAUACUUCAUUCUGAGCCACCAACAUUUGGAAGCAAAUUAAAAGACUGGGCGUCCAGUAAAUGGAACCUCCUUGAUGGUUUUGCAGUCGUUUCGUUUUUCAUUGGACUUGGGCUCAGGCUUCACCCAACCACACGCAGUGCUGGUCACGUGGUAUACAGCCUCGAUGUGAUGCUAUGGAUUAUUCGCCUAUUGGACAUAUUUUCUGUCAGCAAACACCUCGGACCUUAUGUGGUCAUGAUUGGGAGAAUGACCGUGGAUAUGCUGUACUUCCUCUUGAUCAUGGUGAUAUUCCUCCUGGCUUAUGGAGUCGCCCAACAAGCCAUCUUGUACCCAAACGAGACAGCUUCCUGGUCCAUGGUGUCUAGAGUGUUCUUCAGACCUUACUUCCAGGUUUAUGGGGAGUUGUUUUUUGUGGAUGCACCAGAUACGAUAAGCCCGACAGAGACUGUAUUUGGCACUCCAAGAAAAGAUGAACAUGGCGACACGAUCGUGGUAUUUAUCAUGGCGUUUUAUCUUCUGGUUGCCAAUAUUCUCCUUCUGAAUCUUCUCAUCGCCAUUUUCAACAACACGUUCUCUAGCGUACAGGCAAACGCAAAUCAGAUUUGGAAGUUUCAGCGGUAUUACUUGGUCAUGGAGUAUUCGCAGAGACCAGUGUUAGUUCCACCUUUCAUCAUCUUUAAUCACGUGAUCCAUGCUCUAAGGGGCUUAUACCACUGGCUGAAAAACUGUCUGGGACGAGGCAAGAGAAACCAGGAAGAGUCUAGUUACGGACUAAAGCUUUUCCUAGAAACCAACGAUCUUCAGAAGUUGAUGAUGUUUGAAGAACGAUGUGUGGAUAGCUACCUUAGAGAGAAAGAUACUUUGCUCCACGCCACUCAGGAAGAGCAAAUGAGGGUUAUGGGCGACAGAAUGGAGGCUAUUUCGAGUCAACUUCAAGAUAUGUACAAAGAUUCCAUUUGUCAGUCUCACAGCGGGAAAAAGUCUACCGACUCCCUAAGUAAACGCCUCAACAAACUGGAAAAAGGGAUGAACAGAAUUUUAGAGAUACUGGCACCAGAACCAGGGGCAUUGACAAACGACGAGAAUAAUCGUAAUGCGCGGUCCGGGCGAACUGUAUCGUUGUCAGCAGUCGAAAUUGCAGGUGUAGGUGGACACAAGCCUCUUUCACAAAGGUUCUCUUAUGACGGACCACGCACGAAUGGCAAGAUUGAGCCGUCCUCCCCUCUGAUGAAAGAGGGAUUUAAAUUUACUCGACGACGUCUCUCAACUGCUGCCGCACGUGCAAAGAAAGCUCUUAAACAUGAAGCACACGAGAAAGUGACGCACGUGCAUUCGAGACAUUCGCCAUAUCCAAGGAGUAACCAACAGCGAUAUCCUGUGCCGGACUUUCUCGUCGACUGGCAGGAGUCGUUCCCAGGCUACGAUCCGCCAAUAUAUACCGCACAGGAAGUGGAAGCCAUGCCAGCCUGGGCCGAUCCCGACAUACUAGACCCAAAUGACGCGACUACAGCUAUCUUGUUUAACUUUGAGGACCAAGGAAUCAACAGAAGAAGUCACACAGGACUGAUUGACGUGGUCAAUCGAUUGCCAAGAAAUCCGAUGGGGAGGACAGGCAUCGCAGGACGUGGCUUGUUUGGUCGCUGGGGACCUAACCAUGCAGUUCAUGUUGUUGUUACAAGAUGGAAGAUCGGCGAAGAUGGUCAAGUCCUACGAAAGCAAGAGAAAAAUGUUCUGGAAUUCGUGGCAAAUAAAAACCUAGACAGCUUGGAAUGGGAAAUACCCGGGGAACUGUUGGAAGCUGGCGACUCAGCGUUGUGCACUUUGAAAAAGAUUUUUACCAACAAAAUUCUUGCGAGUGUCAAGUCUGAUAUCAAAGAGGGAAAGGAAAACUUGGACAAAUGUAUAGAUACGAUAGUCAAAAAUGCUGCCGAGGUCUACAGAGGAUACGUCGAUGACGUCAAAAAUACAGAUAACGCUUGGUUGGAAACAACGGCAAUGCAUUUCCAUGACAACAAGAGGGGAAUGCUGGGUGACAUCGAAUUUGAGGUUGAAUCCAGUAUAUGCUGGCAAGAGGUCAGCAGUCACACUAAUAUUCACGACAGUCAUGUGCAUGUUUUGAGCAGAGUGGCCGCGUUGGGAAUGGCAAAUUUUUAAACAUUGGAACUGGUUGUCUGGUUGAGGAUUGCAAAAGAUGAUAUAUUUUAUCAGGAAAGUGUAGCCGUAGAUUGUAGGGAACCAUCCAUGGCCAUCGAACCAUAGCUAGCUUUGGCCAUUUUUUCGGUGCUGAGAGAAAAUGGAGACCAUUUGAUGAUUGUAGACGAAGAUAAAUACCAAACAGAAGAGUUCGAGUGACCUGUAUAGAAAACUAAGUUAUACUACUCCACGAUAGGAUCUUAAUUUUUCUGUUACUAUUCUUUAUAUCAUCGCCAGUGACUAUGACAAAGUAGAAGAAUUUAUUAGUCUCAUUGAAAAAAUAAAAAGAGUUUAGCUUGAGAUUCUAACCUCAAAGCAUACUCGGCCUACAUCUCCUUGAA
Pocillopora damicornis (cauliflower coral) is the source of this 5451-nucleotide messenger RNA. Its product is annotated as transient receptor potential cation channel subfamily M member-like 2. Gene Ontology annotation, biological process: monoatomic cation transmembrane transport; metal ion transport. Gene Ontology annotation, molecular function: monoatomic cation channel activity. The record is from RefSeq and is a predicted model, not a curated record. Gene Ontology annotation, cellular component: plasma membrane. Lineage: Eukaryota; Metazoa; Cnidaria; Anthozoa; Scleractinia; Pocilloporidae.